Molecule: messenger RNA, 300 nt
Organism: Podarcis lilfordi (Lilford's wall lizard)
Lineage: Eukaryota; Metazoa; Chordata; Lepidosauria; Squamata; Lacertidae
Source: the annotation of a GenBank genome assembly
AUGGACUUUGCUUAUGUAGCUUUGCAGCGAGGAGACAAAGAAUAUGAGUUUAGGACACCCUGCCAUUGUACUGUAGUCCCAAAGAUAAGACUGAAAGCAAAUUCCUAUAAUCAAAAUAGCACAAAGCUUGUGCCUCCACUUAAAAAUUCCACUAUAUCCCUCUUGUUGACUCAACCUCUCCACCCAGUUCUCCUGUGGAGUUUGCAAUUCAAAGUAACCCUUUUCACCCAUUUUACAGAGCAAUCCCGAGUGCAGAAGCCUACUGUGGAACCAAAGAGAAUUAGUAAGCCUCCAAUCUAA